UUGCAAGUCGCAAUUAUUUUGCGAUCUGCCAGCAACAUUUUGUGGCACUAAUUUCGUUUGCUUUGCGAAAUAGUUUUUAAUAAAGUGCGAACAAUCUUCUAAUCGAGAGAAUGAGUUCAACUGUUGUAACACAACAGCGCCCCCUUGGCUUUAUUGGACUUCAUACCGAAUUUACGAAAGUUCUGCAAGAAGCGUUCCAAAAACAAGACGCCCAUAUUUUGCGCGCUUCCUAUGAAUCCUUCGGAGCCAAUACCGACCAUGAUAAAAAGUCGCCAAUGGACCAAGCGUUUCGUGAAAUGCUACUUUUCCGCUUAAGUGACGAGGUUGAAAAAGUGGGUGCUCUUGUGCGUCUUUCAGUUGAAGCAGUGCGUGCUGAAAUUGUGUCAGUUACCAUACCCGUUGUCUUGCUGGGGGACAUUUUUGAUGCGGUCACUUUAGAUAAAUGCGAACAAAUCUUUAGAUUCGUUGAAGAAAUGGUUGAAGUGUGGAAAGAGGACAUAUUUUUCUCGUCAUGCAAGAAUAACAUUCUCAGGAUGUGCAACGAUUUAUUGCGGCGUUUAUCGCGGGCACAGAAUACAGUUUUUUGUGGUCGUAUAUUGCUAUUUCUAUCUAAAUUCUUUCCUUUCUCUGAACGGUCUGGACUCAAUAUAGUUUCGGAAUUCAAUUUAGACAAUGUUACUGAAUAUGGUGUCGACGGCAAAGACCUGGAUGAUACUGUCGAAGACACCGUUGAAGAUAUUCCCAUCAAAAUUGAUUACAAUUUAUAUUGCAAAUUUUGGUCGCUUCAAGACUUUUUUCGCAAUCCCAAUCAGUGUUACAGCAAAGCUCAAUGGAAAAUGUUUCAAGCGCACGCUGGUACAGUGUUAGAGGCUUUUGAUAGCUUCAAGCUAGAAGAGCCACGUGUAAAUAGCGCAGGAGAAAAAACCGAAAAUGCUUUAACGGCUGCUGAUUAUUUGGAAAGCAUGAAAAUGGAUUUGGAUGUUUCUGAAUUUGCAGCAGAAGUGGAUAAUCCAAGUUGUAGUGAAGUAAAUAAUCAAAAUGUGCGCCAGUCCGAUCACUUCUUUGCCAAGUUUCUGACAAAUCCAAAGCUGCUGACCCUACAAUUAUCUGAUUCCAACUUUCGACGUUCAGUCUUAGUGCAGUUCCUGAUUCUGUUCCAAUAUCUUCAAUUGACUGUUAAAUUUAAGACUGAAUCAAAUACAUUGACCACCGCGCAAACAGAUUUUAUCAAGGAAACAGAAGCAAAAGUAUAUAAAUUGCUCGAAGAUACACCACCUAAUGGAAAGCGUUUUUCUCGCACCGUCCGACAUAUGUUAACUCGCGAGGAAAUGUGGAAUAACUGGAAAAAUGAUGGAUGUAAGGAGUUCCGCAAACCCGACGACGCUGAACCAGAGACUACCGCAAAUAAGGACGCUGGAAGUAGUGAUGUCAUAUCUACCAAACCACCAGCAGCCAAGCGUGCCAAGCGCACCCUAGGGGACAGUUUAAAAGAUGCACACCGCAAUAGCAAAUUCUUUCUGGGAAAUGAUGUCUUGACACGUCUCUGGAAUUAUUCGCCUGACAAUCUGCAGGCAUGCAAAAGCGAAGAGCGCAAUUUCUUACCGAAUGUCGAAACAUUCCUUGAAAAUCCGCAUGAAAAGAACGAUCCCUCAUUUGAAUGGCGCGCACUUCGGUUGCUAGCACGCCAGUCGCCACACUUUUUCACGUUCUUAAACUCGCCGUCAUACAAAAUAGCUGACUACUUGGAGGGCGUACGACGCCGUUUGGCCAAGGAUCGCUUAGACAACGCUAAGGCAGCUCUGAACGCCAACAACGUGACAUCAGUUGGUGGCAACUCAAACACAGAAUCUGUCAUUGCAGGCGAAUCAAAUAGCGAACAGGGGUCUAAUCCUCAAGAAGCAGAGGGAGAAACAGAUGUUGUUGGUGUUGGUGACGGUGACAAUGACGGCGACGGUGAGGGCGAUGGCGAUGCAAUGCUAACCGAAGAAGAUGUUCAAGGUGACUUGGACAAAGGCGAUGAUGAUCGGAACGCACACACCAAACCGGUGACGGCCACCAGAGAACAAAUAGAAGAAAUCGCACCACUCAUUGGUGACGACUGGAAGAAAUUGGGCAAAAAAUUGGGCUACACUGUUGAUGAGCUACUCUACUUUGAGACGGAGCAUCCAGAUCGCGAUGGUGGCUGCAUCGCAAUGCUGAGUAAUUGGUUUGCCGAUGACGAUGAUGCCAGUCUUGAUAAUUGGGCCUAUAUGCUUGAAGGUUUGGAAAUAAAUGCCGCUGCAAAGGCGGUGAAAGCGCUGAUUGACCGACUUACACCGAAAGACGACAAAGUGGAGGUGCUGUCAGAUUAGUGCGAAAGCUAUUUAACAUUAGGUAUAGUUGUAAACUGAAAACGAAGAUCACUUCAGUAUUCAGUUUUGAUUUAGUUUAUGUUUUAAUAAUAUUUCAAAAGUCAAGUUUACAAUAAUAAUUUAUCACAUGUACAGGGUGUGAAUAUGCA
Rhagoletis pomonella (apple maggot) is the source of this 2500-nucleotide messenger RNA. RefSeq names its product THO complex subunit 1-like. Gene Ontology annotation, cellular component: THO complex part of transcription export complex. Lineage: Eukaryota; Metazoa; Arthropoda; Insecta; Diptera; Tephritidae. Bases 111 to 2351 code for a protein of 746 amino acids. The transcript is spliced from 5 exons. Gene Ontology annotation, biological process: signal transduction; regulation of DNA-templated transcription elongation; mRNA export from nucleus. Gene Ontology annotation, molecular function: protein binding. The record is from RefSeq and is a predicted model, not a curated record.